AUGUCAAGAUUCGAAGUAUAUUCACCUGAAGGUUUAAGGAUGGAUGGUCGUCGAUGGAAUGAACUACGUAGAUUUGAAACAUCGAUAAAUACGCACUCCCACGCCGCCGAUGGGUCCUCUUAUUUAGAACAAGGUAAUAAUAAGAUUAUAACAUUAGUGAAAGGUCCCACAGAACCAACAUUAAGAAGUCAAUUAGAUCAAACGAAGGCUACAUUACAAAUAACUGUAAAUUUAACUAAAUUUUCAAAAUUUGAAAGAAGUAAAACUACAGGUAGUAAUAAGAAUGAAAGAAGAAUCCUAGAGAUACAGACUGCAUUGGUGAGAACUUUUGAAAAAAACUUAAUGUUAAAUUUAUAUCCACGUACUAUUAUUGAUAUAGAGAUACAUGUACUACAACAGGAUGGUGGAGUCUUAGGAUCUUUAAUCAAUGGUAUAACAAUGGCAUGUAUUGAUGCAGGUAUUGCCAUGUAUGAUUACGUUAGUGGUAUCUCCAUUGGAUUAUAUGAUACUACACCAUUAUUGGACGUUAAUUCAUUAGAAGAAGCAGCAAUGAGUUGUGUAACAUUAGGUGUAAUGGGGAAGAGUGAGAAAUUGUCAUUGUUACAAGUUGAGGAUAAAAUACCAUUAGAUAGAUUAGAGACUGUACUAGCCAUUGGGAUUGCUGGUGCACAUAGAAUUAGAGACUUGAUGGAUGAGUCUCUUAGAAAUCAUGCACAAAAGAGAAUAACCAAUGCAUCUAAUCGCUAG
Molecule: messenger RNA, 747 nt
Organism: Maudiozyma saulgeensis
Lineage: Eukaryota; Fungi; Ascomycota; Saccharomycetes; Saccharomycetales; Saccharomycetaceae
Source: the annotation of a GenBank genome assembly